Mya arenaria is the source of this 1404-nucleotide messenger RNA. RefSeq names its product mucin-3A-like. The coding region runs from base 1 to 1404 and encodes 467 amino acids. NCBI's taxonomy places the organism in Eukaryota, Metazoa, Mollusca, Bivalvia, Myida, Myidae. The record is from RefSeq and is a predicted model, not a curated record. Gene Ontology annotation, molecular function: chitin binding. The transcript is spliced from 3 exons. Gene Ontology annotation, cellular component: extracellular region.
AUGCCUUCUAACGAUAUUUUGAAACCAACAGUUAGUGAGUUUAAUCGAAACCAAGGAUCCAGUUACAAAGUUAAAGCCAUACAUCCACCUACUGAGACGCCAUAUACAUUUGAAAACAUGCUUGGAUUAUUUACAACGGCUAGGCGUCCAUCGGCCUGGUGGGACCCACUCCCUACAACUAUGUCCUAUUACUGGGGCUCUGAUAAAAAUUAUGUGCAACAAAUAACAACAACACCUGCAUCGGAAUCGGAUCUAUUGGAAAGGUUACGGGCAUUGUACAAUUUAGAGAAAACAGCUAACGACCAGAAGGCAUUAACAAGUACCCAAACUGGUGUCCAGGCAAACUCAAUUUCAACUGUAACACCACAACAAAACGUAUUGGCAACAAAAACAUUGAACUAUGAUAAAGUAUCUUCCUCCACAAAUGACAAUAUUUUAUUGACUAAUAAUAAUAAUUGGGGCUCAUCGGAUUAUAACUCAGCUGUUUUGCAGUCACUAUCGACAGUGACUACAUCACCUGUACCAUAUACCACAACGUCUUUCGGACCUCCUCCUUCGCCUACAUUUGACCAAUUUCGUACAUUCAACCUAACAAACCAGAAAGAUCUUGAAGCCUGGUGGAAGAGCUUGUUUCCCACAACCGAGACGCCAGAAACAACGUCUCAGAGACCAGUUACAACGACAAUGAGACCAACACCAACGACCCUAAAGUCAGUGACAACAACACAGAUUCCAACAACAACGCACAGCCGAUCGACAGACGCACCAAUAACAACAACGACGACACAGAUUCCAACAACAACGCACAGCCGAACGACUGAUGCUACAAUUACAACGACAAUGAAACCAACACCAACGACCCUAAAGUCAACAACAACGACACAGAUUCCAACAACAACGCACAAGUUUUCGACAGACGCAACAAUCACAACAACAACGACACAGAUACCAACAACAACGCACAGCCGAAUGACUGUUGCAGUUACAACAACAACGACACAGAUACCAACAACAACGACAUUGGAAGUACCUUCAACCAAGCCAACUUCCAAAGCCUCCAUACCUCAGCCGUCGCAGCCGUCGGGGUUGACACUCAGUUCGGACCAGAUAUCGUUAUGGUGGAGGAUUGUGAACAAUCAACUUCCGGUAAGAACGACAACCCCUCCGCCUCCUACCACACUUAUCCCCACCACCCCCCAGACAGGGGGCGUGCACGGCUGCACGAAAAUAACAGAUUUUGCAGACAUUUGUUUGACGCAGUCCGGUCGCUUUCGGAACCCGAGUAACUGCAAGUCUUUUUAUGUCUGUGACUGGGGCACACUCCACGCCUGCCUCUGCCCACAGGGAACGCUGUUUGACGAGAGGAUCGGAGUGUGUAACUGGGACACACUUGUACUGUGCUGA